This is a messenger RNA of Ricinus communis (castor bean), 1383 nucleotides long. Its product is annotated as ABC transporter I family member 20. NCBI's taxonomy places the organism in Eukaryota, Viridiplantae, Streptophyta, Magnoliopsida, Malpighiales, Euphorbiaceae. Gene Ontology annotation, molecular function: ATP binding; ATP hydrolysis activity. Bases 138 to 1124 code for a protein of 328 amino acids. The record is from RefSeq and is a predicted model, not a curated record. The transcript is spliced from 7 exons.
AUGCGGUCUUUGAACUUGCCACGUAGGAGCAUUCACUUUUUUUAUUAUAGUUAAAUUGAAGCAGGUGUGUAGGUGAGGAAGCAAUACAAAUUCAAAGCUUCUCUGCUUUUCUCUGUUGAAAAAGAAAAAAAAAAGAGAUGGCAGUUGUGGAGUGUAAACAGGCAACAAUAGAGACCAAAGGUCUGAAAUUCACGUAUCCAGGAAUCGACGGACAUCCGCCGCCUGGGUCGAAGCCUUUGAUUGAUGAUUUCAAUCUCACUCUCAACUCAGGUGACCGAUGCCUUCUUGUUGGAUCCAAUGGCGCUGGAAAAACUACAAUAUUGAAAAUAUUGGGAGGGAAGCACAUGGUGGAGCCUCAUAUGGUUCGUGUGUUAGAAAGGUCUGCUUUUCAUGACACUGUUUUGACCUCUUCUGGUGAUCUCUGCUAUCUUGGAGGAGAGUGGAGACGAGAAGUUGCUUUUGCUGGGUUUGAGGUUCCCAUACAAAUGGAUGUUUCUGCUGAAAAAAUGAUAUUUGGUGUAGCAGGAGUUGAUCCUCAAAGAAGAGAUGAACUCAUCAAGGUAUUAGAUGUUGAUCUGUCAUGGAGGAUGCACAAGGUUUCUGAUGGUCAGAGAAGGCGAGUACAAAUUUGCAUGGGUCUGCUAAAGCCAUUCAAGGUGCUUCUACUUGAUGAGAUAACAGUUGACCUUGAUGUGCUAGCAAGGGCUGACCUUCUGAAGUUCCUAAGGAAAGAAUGUGAAGAAAGGGGUGCCACGAUCAUUUAUGCAACACAUAUAUUUGAUGGUUUAGAGGAGUGGCCUUCACAUAUUGUGUACGUGGCUCAUGGAAAGUUGCAAUUAGCAAUGCCAAUGGCAGAAGUCAAGGAGAUCAGUAACUUGUCACUUAUGAGAACAGUGGAGAGCUGGCUGAGGAAAGAAAGAGAUGAAGAGAGGAAGAGAAGAAAAGAAAGAAAGGCCAGCGGUCUUCCAGAAUUCGAGAAACAAAUGGAUGGAAGUCGAGUCACUGGUGAUCCAGCUCGUGUAGCUGUUCGUGCUCUGAACAAUGGUUGGGCAGCAGGCAGACUUAAUUCCACUGUUGCGGGUGAAGAGAAUUUCUUCCUAAGCUCAAAUAGAGUUUUGAGAUAAUUCUGAUGGAAUAACUGGUUCAAAGAUACCAUUCUUGUACACGUUUUACGCACACUUGCACUUGCAUAUCCUUGAAGUAUAACUGGCAAAUUAGUUCACUAGUCUUUAUAAGGCAAAUAAUGGAAAAUGCAUUUGAAUAGAAUAUCCUGUAUCAUUGCAUUCAUUUAGUGAAACUCAGUACGCAAAAUAUCUAUGAUUUCUUUUAUGUGUGAACUGCAACUAUUUAUGAAGAUUAAUAAAGUUACAAGCAUUAUUUUUA